GCGGGAGCAGAGAUCUGCAAUAGAUAAACACACAGACUCUCACACACAAACCAGCUGGCUUGCUCGCAGACACACACCACCGAGAGCACUGAGAGGCAGACGUUACAGAUGUGGAGGAUUUCAUCUCUGCUUUGUCUAAAUAUCUUAUUUUAAUGGACUCAUCGUCAGCCAUCCUUUCAUUGGAAAAACAGCCACCGAGGCAGAGAGGCAGGUGUGCCCUUUAAGAGGGGGAGCAGCUGAGGCAAGGACAGCAUCCAAGUCUCCAUUCUCUGUGGAGGUUGUGCAGCCCUGAAGAGUGGGAGAAAGAGGGGUGGUGGGUCGAAGCUCUCCGGUUUUCUGUUCUCGUUUCUUCCAUCUGGAAAAGGCUGAAAUGGUUGGCAGCGUUCACGGGCCUAAACCUGUCUGAGUGAGCCCUAUGAACACAAGAUCCAAUGGACAUCAAAGGCCAGUGUUGGACGGACGAGGAGUCGGAUGGAGAGAAUGAGUCGGAGCAGUUCCUGUACGGCAUUCAGGGGAGCUGUGCCGCUGACCUGUACCGUCACCCUCAACUGGAUGCCGACAUCGAGGCAGUGAAAGAUAUCUACACUGACAGUGCUGUCUCUGUCAGAGAGUAUGGAACCAUCGACGACGUGGACAUCGAUCUUCACAUUAACAUCGGGUUCUUAGACGAGGAGGUUGCGACAGCUUGGAAAGUUAUCAGAACAGAGCCCAUUAUUCUGAGACUGCGCUUUUCUCUUUCUCAGUACCUCGAUGGACCUGAGCCGUCAGUAGAGGUGUUCCAGCCCUCCAAUAAAGAAGGCUUCAGCUUGGGCCUGCAGCUCAAAAAGAUCCUGAGCACGUUCACCUCUCAGCAGUGGAAGCACCUCAGUAAUGAGUUCCUCAAGGCGCAGCAGGAGAAGAGGCACAGCUGGUUCAAGGCCGGAGGGACCAUCAAGAAGUUCCGCGCCGGACUCAGCAUCUUCUCCCCCAUACCUAAGUCUCCAAGUUUCCCUCUGAUCCAAGACACAGUUUUAAAAGGGAAGCUGAGCGUUCCUGAGCUGAGAGUGACCCGUCUGAUGAACCGCUCCAUCUCAUGUACCAUGAAGAACCCUAAAGGGGAGCUGUACAGUUAUCCCCCAAACAGCCAGACUGUGGCUGUCCCGGCGGCCAGGGCCCCAGCGCAGAUUACCACGAGGCAGCUGAUUGAAUUGUUUUUCUCAUCCCAGGCGGGCGGCCACUGCAAGAACAUCCCUACCUUGGAGUAUGGAUUCUUAGUGCAGAUAAUGAAGUACUCGGAGCAGAGGAUCCCCACGCUCAACGAGUACUGCGUGGUCUGUGACGAACAGCACGUCUUUCAGAACGGAUCCAUGCUGAAGCCUGCGGUGUGCACCAGGGAGCUGUGUGUGUUCUCCUUCUACACUCUGGGUGUGAUGUCUGGAGCUGCAGAGGAAGUGGCCACUGGAGCAGAGGUGGUGGACCUUCUUGUGGCUAUGUGUCGAGCAGCUCUUGAGUCUCCUCGUAAGAGCAUCAUCUUUGAGCCGUACCCAUCAGUCGUCGACCCCAAUGACCCCAAGACUCUGGCCUUCAACCCAAAGAAGAAGAAUUAUGAGAGACUGCAGAAAGCACUGGAUAGUGUCAUGUCCAUCCGGGAAAUGACCCAGGGCUCAUAUCUGGAGAUAAAGAAACAGAUGGACAAACUGGACCCUCUGGCCCAUCCGCUGCUGCAGUGGAUUAUUUCCAGUAACAGGUCUCAUAUUGUCAAGCUGCCGCUCAGUAGGCAACUGAAAUUCAUGCACACCUCCCACCAGUUCCUGCUGCUCAGCAGUCCUCCGGCCAAGGAGGCUCGUUUUCGCACCGCCAAGAAAUUAUACGGCAGCACCUUCGCCUUCCAUGGUUCCCAUAUAGAGAACUGGCACUCUGUUCUGAGAAAUGGACUAGUCAAUGCCUCUUAUACCAAACUGCAGCUGCAUGGGGCAGCGUAUGGAAAGGGCAUCUAUCUGAGCCCCAUCUCCAGCAUAUCUUUUGGAUACUCAGGAAUGGGGAAAGGACAGCACCGCAUGCCCACCAAAGAUGAACUGGUGCAGCGUUACAACCGCAUGAACACCAUACCACAGAGCCGACCAAUACAAUCAAGGUUUCUUCAGAGUCGAAACCUGAACUGCAUCGCUCUCUGUGAAGUUAUCACAUCUAAAGAUCUGCAGAAACACGGGAACAUCUGGGUGUGUCCCGUCUCCGACCACGUCUGCACUCGCUUCUUUUUUGUGUACGAGGAUGGCCAAGUAGGCGAUGCCAACAUCAACACCCAGGAGCCUAAGGUUCAGAAGGAGAUCAUGCGUGUGAUUGGGACCCAGAUCUACUCCAGCUAAUAGAGGUUCAGCGGCGACGCAUGGAUGGAUUUUCUCUCUGGAGGAGGCACACAGGCAGGCGGGCUGAAAGAGCGAAUGUUUGGCCGAGUGGACCUCCGGCCUGAUCCUGAAGGCCGAGGCAGCUCUUGAACACAUUGUUUCCAGAGUCUUUUAUUUAUUUUUUGCUGGUCCUGUCAUUUGACCCUCUCUCUCUUCUGUUGUUCCCUCUUUCCGAAUGAUGAUUACAUGCUACAUGUUUAUUUAUCCAUCAGUUAAGCUUGAGCCUGGUCAGAGUCUGUCCGCUCCGCUUUUCUCAGUUCAUGAAAUUUUCUACAAAACUGUAACUCUGGUGGAGACUAAACCAGGGUAGUCACUGGUCUGGAUCUCCACACGUACAUUUUAUUCACACACCCACUUUCAAAUCUUGGAUCAACUGGGCUUUCUCCUUCUUCCAUUGAUCCGUUGGACUAAUUAUCUCGAUUUAUCAUUUCUCUUUGUGAAUAUCUAGUAAAAAAAAUAAUAAUUCCAAACAAUAAUUAAAUCCCUUUGUGGUUGGAUGGAUUUACAUGCGCAUAGAAGUUUGUUAUCUUUUUGUGUUUACGAAGGCAUUAUCUCUGAUUUCAUUUUCCUCAACCUAAGACAUGAAUUAUGCUUCUGUGAACUUAUGGUUAUCUGACGGGGAGCAGACAGCGCUCGGUUGUUUUUGUCCUUGUCUGACUGGAUGGAGCUGCCAGAGUCUAGUAAACGAGGCGUGGCUUGAAUUACGUACACUAUGGGCACUUUGAUUAUCAAAUGUAAAAAAAAAAAAACAAGCAGUUAACAACGUUGUGAUUUUUCAUGACAGGA
This is a messenger RNA of Platichthys flesus (European flounder), 3170 nucleotides long. RefSeq names its product protein mono-ADP-ribosyltransferase PARP6. The transcript is spliced from 23 exons. The record is from RefSeq and is a predicted model, not a curated record. Bases 432 to 2345 code for a protein of 637 amino acids. Lineage: Eukaryota; Metazoa; Chordata; Actinopteri; Pleuronectiformes; Pleuronectidae. Gene Ontology annotation, molecular function: protein serine/threonine kinase activator activity; kinase binding; NAD+ poly-ADP-ribosyltransferase activity. Gene Ontology annotation, cellular component: intracellular anatomical structure; nuclear envelope; membrane. Gene Ontology annotation, biological process: endoplasmic reticulum unfolded protein response.